Molecule: messenger RNA, 891 nt
Organism: Fulvia fulva
Lineage: Eukaryota; Fungi; Ascomycota; Dothideomycetes; Mycosphaerellales; Mycosphaerellaceae
Product: Signal recognition particle sec65 subunit
Exons: 3
Coding region: 1-891 (296 amino acids)
Biological process (GO): SRP-dependent cotranslational protein targeting to membrane, signal sequence recognition; SRP-dependent cotranslational protein targeting to membrane
Cellular component (GO): signal recognition particle, endoplasmic reticulum targeting
Molecular function (GO): 7S RNA binding
Source: RefSeq, a predicted model, not a curated record
AUGUCCAACCCACGAAUAGAAGAAGUCUCCGACGAUGAGGAGAUCGAAGUCGCGGACGACCCAGAUGAGAUGGAUCUCGACGCCUUCGACUUCGCUCGCCCCCAAGGGAAGUCCCUCGGCCAACAAGCCUCUGCCGAAGCCAGCGCAUCCCCCUCAGUCCCUGCCGACAUGAUGGAAGCACUACUGAAAGGCCGUCCGCAACAAGCAGGCACAGGCAGUACCCACGCGCCUCAGAUAGCCCGCAUGAAUGAUGCCGAGCGACAGCGCUACCAACGUGAGCAACAGGAGAAGAGCAAGAGCUACCAGUGCAUUUACCCGGCGUACUUUGAUGCCACGAGGAGUCGGGAGCAGGGGAGGAGAGUGCAGAAGAGUGAUGCGGUGGAGAACCCACUGGCGAGGGAGAUUGUGGAGGCGCUUGCGAAUAUUGGAAAGGACUUGAACGUGGCGCUGCAGAUAGUAUUGGAGCCUACGAAGACGCAUCCCAAGGAUUGGGCGAAUCCGGGGAGGGUCAAGGUCCUGGUCAAGAAGGAUGGGAGGGCGGUUAGUGCGAAGAUCCAGAACAAGCACCACCUAUACAAGCUGAUCUCCACACACCUCAAAGCCAAUCCCACGACUGCGGAGACGCCUAUGCGCCUUCAAAUCCAAGGUAUGCCGAUGCCGAAAGACAACAAGAUCACACCUCCUGCGAUCCCACGCGGGUCGAAGAUUGGCACAAUCCUACCUCUUCAUUCGCCGGCCCUUUCUGGUGGUGGCGUGUCAGAAAACUUCCUAAAAGACAUGAUGGCCGAGAUGGGCGGCCAGCUACCGCCCGGCAUGGCAGGUAUGGCCGGUGCAGGUGGUGCAAGUACCGACAGCAGUCAAAAAAAAGUCAAAGACAAGAAGAAGAAAUGA